UCUAGUGCACGCGUUGCAAUCGUUCCACCUCCAGUGUUUCCUCUGUUAAGUGCUUAAUUUAUGCAUGUAAAUUGUAAGAACACAAAAGUAUUGCUAUAAUGUUGACUACUGUACAACGUGAGAUAAUAGAAGCUAAUCCUAUAAAUUACCCUUUUGGUAAUACUCGAAGUCGAAAUGUGUUGCAAGACUUCAACUAUGAAGUAGGGGGUCUUAACCCAUGCAGUUCAUCUUUGAAGGUUCUUUUUCUGGGUAGUGGUGACGUGAGAAACAUACUUCAUGUUUCAAGAAACAAAAUUUGCAAUGGCAUGCAAAUCCAUGCAAAUGACCAAAAUCCAUCAGUUGUAGCACGCAACAUCACUAUUUUGAAAAUAAUAUCAGCAUCUGAUUUCAACCCCGAAGAUGAUGAAGACAUAGCUUUCCUUUGGGAUGUUUGGUACAAUCUUGAAUGGCCAGAAGUCACCCGUAAGAGAUUUCUAGGAGUUUUGAAGGACCUGUUGAAUGAUUUGUUCCCUGAAAAUGUCUCAUUCCCCAAAACUAGUCAGUCUGAAAUGUUGAAGAAAGUGUGGAGUUCUUGGCUUUCUGUUUUGUCGAAAACUGAAUCUGAAGCUAGAGUUUUAAUGGAAAAAGUUGGCUUAGAAAGGAAGAUGUCUAUUUCUAAACAAUGGCAGCUGUUGAAUCGAAAAGAAUUGGAAAACGCUAAAAACUGCGAUUCCUUUUCGAUGGCCAUUGAUGCAUUAGCUUUUAACUUGGAAAGAAGUAUUGGGCUUGAAGGAUUGAACGAUUCUGCGAGGCAGAAAAUUCGUGAAGAAGCUAAGCACUAUUUUGAAAAAGGUAGCUGUCGACUUGAAAACGAUAUCAAGAUCGUUUGUCUUAAUCCAACAUUGCUUGACCACGCAACACUCCGCUGGACACUCAGUUAUUCACUGUGCCCUUUUGAGGGAUACUUGCCGCUAGUUAAAGAAGAACUGGACACUUCAAUCAAAAGCAAGAUGAUGAUGAUACGUUCCUGCCAGAAAAUUCUCAAAAACCUUUUGUCUUGCUAUCGAAAACGCCUCUCUGACGGGAAAACCUUUGAAUUGUUCAUCUAUUUGGAGGAUGCCAUUGAGUUCUGCUAUUCCGAAAACGUCAACAAGUUCGACGUCAUUGACUGCUCCAACAUUGCAGAUCAUGUUGGAUUAGCGAAUUUGAUCCUCGCAUGCAGCGGAAAGUUGUCAGAUCACCCAUCUGCAAUGUUGUUCACCGAAACUAUAAGAUGGUUCGAUUUUAAAUCUGUGAAGUUGUACCUCGAGAAAGCCCUCUGUUGCCCGUUGAGCAUCCAACUUUAUAUGGAUUGCGUCUCAAAAGCCGCAUCGAACUAGGAUUGCCUGAAUUUGUUGACUUGCGACGCUUGAUGACGCCCCCUGUUGAGGUUUGCUGGCAACGAGCUCCUCCCUUUCGUAACGUUGGCAUGUCACCAUCUUCUGUACUGGACGAAUUCCUGGAUCAACGACGAUGAGUUAGCGAACGUUUGCUUUGAUGCAAAAUUUCCUUUACGAAUCACUGGUGCCCCUCCCGGAGCCGGAUGUGGCAUGUUGCUGUACACCCCGCAAACCUUCAGCUACGUAGUGAACUCGAUGAUUCAACGGCUUGGAGGAGACCAUUGGCUGAAAAAAGAUUUCAGGCGGGCGGAGAUGCAUCCCAAUUUUCAACUUGCUAGACGAACACUUGAUGCUUGGAAAGAUGGCCAGAAGAUUCUCAAGUUAUCCGCAAACAUUCCUACUGCGUCAUGUGAUAAGAUGGCUUCUCUAUUAGGAAUUCCAAGCAUUCGAUUGAUACUCCUGCCGAAAGCGAAGCAUGGAAACUGUUACGACUUUUCUGGACCAGGUGUCCAUUUCAUCGACAACUUUCAAUUGAAACUGGAAAAGUGCUCAACCGGAUUCC
Daphnia pulicaria is the source of this 1920-nucleotide messenger RNA. RefSeq lists its product as uncharacterized. Lineage: Eukaryota; Metazoa; Arthropoda; Branchiopoda; Diplostraca; Daphniidae. Gene Ontology annotation, biological process: regulation of transcription by RNA polymerase II. Gene Ontology annotation, cellular component: nucleus. The coding region runs from base 99 to 1358 and encodes 419 amino acids. The transcript is spliced from 4 exons. Gene Ontology annotation, molecular function: DNA-binding transcription factor activity, RNA polymerase II-specific. The record is from RefSeq and is a predicted model, not a curated record.